This is a messenger RNA of Adineta ricciae, 1164 nucleotides long. Lineage: Eukaryota; Metazoa; Rotifera; Eurotatoria; Adinetida; Adinetidae. The record is from the annotation of a GenBank genome assembly.
AUGGAGGGACAUAAAAUAAAGACGAAAUCCAAAUUCAAAGUUCGCCAUCAGAAGCACAAAUUAUUUCGUGCCAAUGAACCAUUGUUAUCUGUUCUCAUGUGGGGUGUCAAUUUCACCAUUCAUGAAUUAGAUAAUGUGAAUAUUCCAGUUAUGCUCUUACCAGAACACUUCAAAGCUAAUGUCAAGAUUCGUAUUGACAAUCAAAAUUUCAAUAAAGAAGUGAUGCCAAGUCAUUUCAAAGUCAAAGAGUAUUGCCCAUUAGUAUUCCGUGCUUUUCGCGAAUACUGGAAAGUUCAUGAUGGUAGUUUUCGAGAUUCUCUAACUGAACCACCCAUACCAAUGAAUGAAACAACCAAAUCAAGUUUACCGUUGUAUCAAUCGUGUGAUCGUCGUUUUGUUCUCAAAUGUAUUACUAAAGAAGAUGUCGAACAAAUUCAUAAUAUCCUACCCGAAUAUCAUCGAUAUAUUGUCGAAACUCAAGGUGAUACCUUACUUCCGCAUUAUUAUGCUUUGUAUCGAUUAACAGUUGAUGACAAGGAAAACUAUAUCUUAGUUAUGCGAAAUGUUCUCUCAACGAAAUAUAAAAUUCAUUACAAAUAUGACGUGAAAGGUUCAACCGUUGAUCGACGUGCGACGGAUAAAGAGAAACUGAAUCCAUGUCCAACAUUGAAAGAUAUUGAUUUCGUCGAAAGCAAAAGAACGAUCGAUUUAGGUCCAGAACAAAAGAAAAUCUUUAUGGAAAGACUUAAACGUGAUGUUAAGUUCCUUGUUAGCCAACAUAAAAUGGAUUACUCAUUAUUGAUUGGUAUUCAUGACCUUGAUCAAGGAGGGGUCGAACGGGAUCUAACUGUAUCUGGCGGGGAUAUGAAUACAUCCGAUUUGUCGGCUUAUGAAUCAUCAGAUGAUUCUGAUAAUCCAACACAGAUCGGUGAAGAUUGUUCAUUUGACGAACCAUUUAUGUUGCGAAAUUCUGAUAGAUCCACACGUCGUGAACUGUACAGUCUUGGUUUAAUUGAUAUCUUAACCUAUUACGGAAUGAAAAAGAAGAGUGCACAUGUAGCAAAAACAAAACUAUCUGGUUCAGAUGCCGAUGGCAUAUCUACAGUUCGACCGGAGAUAUACGCUCGACGCUUUUUGGAUUUUAUUGAUAAACAGUUUAUAUAG